Wallemia mellicola CBS 633.66 is the source of this 2004-nucleotide messenger RNA. RefSeq lists its product as hypothetical. The transcript is spliced from 3 exons. The record is from RefSeq and is a predicted model, not a curated record. NCBI's taxonomy places the organism in Eukaryota, Fungi, Basidiomycota, Wallemiomycetes, Wallemiales, Wallemiaceae. The coding region runs from base 1 to 1908 and encodes 635 amino acids.
AUGAGACCAGAUCGAUACAAUAAACGUGAAUUGAUAGAGCUACAUGACACAUCAACGUGUGUUACAAUAAAUGCACGCGUAAUAGACAAGCGUAGCUUCGGUAUAGAGAGGUUCAUCUUACCUGAAUUAGUAGUUGAAGUUGACGGAUUUGAUUCGCCACUACAAUUACGAAUAUACGAUAAAGCGAUGAUAACGAAUCGUCAGCGAUUCAAUAGAUGGAAUAACAAACUUGAAUUGGCAUAUAUUAACUACAUAAAGCAAGAAAAUGUUAAUUCCUUACUAAAGAAUGAUAAACUCAUGAGAGAUAUCGAAAUCGCAGUUAACAAAAUGCAUAACUUGCCGAUAGAUGUUGACUUUCCUAGUUGUGAAUAUAGUCAUCUUGAAAGAGAGGCUUAUUUUCAUUACAAAGUAAAGAAAUCAUUCGAACACACACGUGAAUACUACGAAAAAUUAUCCAAGAACAUUGGACAAAGGUUACCACACAUCCAUGGAUACUAUACCAUUCAAAUAUACGACGAUCAACAAGAUGAUUUACUUAAAGUUGAUGCUAUAUUAAUGGAGGACAUUAAUAGUGUAUAUAAAAGAUCAAACGAGAGCGUUUUUGAUAAAGCACCAGUAUCACAAUGGCCUGAUAUCAGUAAUCAAAUGUUCGAUAUAGUUAAGAAGUUUGACGAAAUAAACCACGUUGAUCUUCAUAUUAGUUUACAAUCUUUCAAAUAUCGCGUGAAUGAUGAUGGAAAGUAUCAUAUACUUAUCGAUGACGCGAAAUUUGGCAGAUUUAGAAAUGAAAAUGACAACGACGAACAAUGGAGGCGCUUGAAAAGACAGGCUAAUGAACUUAACCAAUUGGGUUUACAAAUUCUAUGUCAAUUUGAAGAGAAUGGUCAAAAUUACGACUUCAAGCCGUCCUUCAAAUAUCACAAAGAUCAUCAAGGUGAUUCUAUCAAUAUGAUGAAAUAUGCAUCGUAUCUAAAUGAAUUGGGACCAACUUUCAAUCGUUAUAGAAGGGACAUCGGCUAUUCAAUAGAUUUCCCAUAUGCCGUCGGUGAUAAAAUACCAUUAUCAGUUGAAAAAAGUAGUCUUACAUCAUCUAACCAGAUUGAUGUUGAGAUAGUCAAGAUAUUCCAACCAGUUACGGUAUCUCCAGCAAUGCUAGUUCGAUUUGAUAAUCAAAUAAUGGUACUCAAAUUAUAUGAUCGUCGAUGCUCACCAAUGGGAAGGUUUGUCACAAAAGAUGACAAUGGUUAUGAAGAUUGGAAUGAAGAUAUUGAGCAAGAUUAUCGCAAUUAUAUCGAAAACGAAUCAAAAAUAGAUUUCAACAUUGACGCAUACAUGCAAAAUGAAAGCGAGCGUGAUCAUGCUCGAGAUGAGGAAGUAUUGCGGAGGAACUGCGAUGAUUUUUUCACAACUGAACUGAAAACUUACAAUGCAUUAGAGGAGCUUCAAGGGAAUGAUAUACCGAAAAUGUAUGCAUCAGUUAAAUACACCACUUAUAACACUCCAAAAAAACAUUUGCAAGGUUACUUUGAUAUUCCUGGACUACUCCUCGAGUACAUUCCUGGACCAAAGCUUGACAAGAUGUUUGAGAGUGUUGAUCAAUCACAUUGGUUUGGUCUCGUUCAGCAGACUACUACACUGCUUCAUCGUAUGUUUGACCUUGGUGUGACUAACAUUGACGCUCGACCGGAUCAAGUUAUUGUGAGAGCUCAUAAUGAUGGCUACCACCCAGUUAUGAUAGACUUUGGCGAAUGUCUUCUCAGAGAGGAUCUGCACAAUGAUUCUGAUAAUAAUAGAUGGAAUAUUGAAAAUAACAUUAACGGAAUUAUGCAACAGAAGUUCGACGAGAUUGGAGUUGAGUUUAGGUAUGAACAUAAAGGCUUCGUGGGUGGUUGCUGUAGUCACGCAUAAAAUUGUUAUUUGAAUUAAUUUUAUUGAUAAGGAAGAAUUGCAUUAUUGUAGAACCGAAAGUUAACAUCAAACUGGUUUCUAAAAUCAUAAAAGCUA